GAACGAGCUAGCAAGCUGUAAACAGCCAUUUGCUACCUGGACAGGCGGUGGUUGGCAAAUUAAAGUGCUUUCCAGUACUUCCCAAAACGUGUCCCAUUAGCAUGGUUCUGUGGGAUAUUGAAGGGUAUCAGGUGUGGAUCUGACGCCAACAGACCGGCCAGUCUCCCUUUCUCACACAGCAGCUGCAAGCCCGGCCCUCCACAGAACUCUGGGAAAAGCAGCACCCUGCAGAGCGCUCUCGCCCGCGGGACUCUGGCCCCAGAAAUCGAAUUGGUUCAGAGAAUUUGCUUGGUGGAAAAGAGGUAGCGCUGGGAGAAUGUCAGGGGCGCCUGAAAUGGUCUGAAAGCUGCCCUAACGUUUGUCCUUAUUUGAAAGAGAAACAUCAAAUAGCGUCUGCCUUACUACUUUUUCGUUUUCGCCAUCCAGGGCAGUGUGUUUCAUGCUGGUCCAAGAACCAGUACUGCAGUGUGCAUUCACUGGACUGCAUCACAACCAGCGAUUCCAAUUGCUCAACUUUUGAUCUUGAAGUAACCGUGGAUUCACAGGUGGUCGUCAGAAAGACUGCAGAGACCCUGUGUAAACUUUCUUCCUGUGGGAGCACCUGUGUCACCACAGUGCACAGUCCCACUCCAGGGUUGCGACGCUGGCAUCGUCCACCCACCUUUGUCCUUUGUGUGUGUGGUGGUUUCUGUGCGUUUUCGUAGAUGAGAGCGCAGGACACCUAUGAAGGGGUAGAUGUUGGUUUGGAAACAAGUUUUAGUUCCAUCAGCGCACCAGGACUGGAUGGUAGAGAUGUCUUUUUACUGUCACAGUCAGGAAGUUUGGAAGCCACAAGCUGUUCUGUCACCAGACUUUGGUUUACUUCAUUGAAAUGGACUCCCAGAAAGCCCAGGGUGUUGGUUUGCGGUUGGCCACGUGGGGUACCCAUGCUCCCUUAUGUCUGGUGGGAGAACCUAGCUAAGCCAGGUGUUGAGACAAAGAGCUGCCGUGUGUUUUCUGUCCCCUUGGGAGUUUGUGGGUAAUUUUGACCAGAAGCAGUUUUUGCUUUUUUGGUAACAUCAAAACGUAGCUGCUUGGGAAGUUGAAACACGCUGUACCCUCUUGAGCACAGAGGGGAUCAGAGCUCUGCGAAGUACUGUUGCUGGCCAAACCAAGACUGCUUAGAAAGCAAAGGGCGGUAUGCCCCGAUGUAUCUGACUCCAGACCACUGUCGGCGUUAGAUCGGCUCGGGCAUCAGCCGCCAUCCACCCUCCCUCCUUCCUCACCUGCUGCCAGGACACACCUGCACGUAGCGUGGGCCAGCUCAGAGAUCCUCACCCCUACCUUCAGUCGGGAGGUCACACACACUGAGGCAUGUGAGCUGGUCUUACUGCUCGUUGGCUCCCCUGCGUUGAGGGCCCAACCAGGGGCCUGUCCAAGGAUGGGUGGAAGCAGUAGAGGCAAGGAGUCAGAGACUUCCGCUGAAACCAGGUACCGCUACUGAAGAGCUGUGUGACCCCAGAUGGCUUCAUCCCACCCCUGAUAGCCUCCUCUGUAGCUGAACACAUAGCAUCUACCCACAGGUUUCUCAGAGGAAACAAGUGCCUGUCACCCUAGGCAUCUGUAGUGGCUAACGUGAGUCCCCUUAGCACAUUCAAGGGAUCAGAAGUGACUAUGGGAGAGGCGAGGUCCAGAGUGAGCCAGGCCCCAUUCUGUCUUGUGGGUUUCCAGGCCGCCCCCAAGAUGCUUGGGAUGGUGGUGGGUGGAGAGCUGCAGGUGUAGAUGGAGGAGGAGCUGGACAAGCCAAGAGCUAGGCGCUGGGCAGGAAAGGCAGUAAGAUUGCAACAGGAAGUGGAGGGGAGGGGGCAGGGAAUUGAAACAAGGAAAAGGAAGCAGGCCCAGCUGCUGCCUUGGCCGCCUCCUGGGAGCCGGUGCAGUUGCCAUUCUGCUUGCUCAGCCCUGAGUUGUCCUGACUCAGCCCGGGUCUACUCCAGGGUGAUAGAGCGUUCACGCAGUGCUGCCCCCUUCCGGGGGUUGCCAGGAGCACUGCGCAUCUUGUGGCUCAGUGUGUGACCCGGAGACCAACAGGAAGGACACAGUUCAGGAUCCUGGCCACUGUCACAGGACUGUGCCGGGGAGGGGGGGCUCAUCUCUUGCAUUCCAGGGGAGCAGAGUGUUGUCCCCCCACUCAGGGAGCCAGCCAGGGUCUGGGAAGCCCCAGGCACACUGCCUGCACUGGCGCAGGAUCAUGGGCUCCCAGGCUGUGCAUCGGGGCAGACACAGAUUUCCAAGGGGGGACAGAAGUGGACAGAGGAGGUGGGGAGCCUUCUCUGCCAGAGCAUAGACCAGUCACCCUGGCGCAGGGCCGGCUGGUGGGGCGUCUGAACACGCACCAGAGCCCCCCACGGGCAAAGGGGAGACGUCGGGAUGAGUCAGGUCCAGUACCUGAGUGCGGAGCCCAGUGGAGUCAGACGAGCUGGAGAAGCGGCAGCAGGGCUGAUGGAGGACAGAGCCCCGCUCCCCGGCUCCCACCCUCCUGAGCUGCCCCGCUGCUCGUGUCAGCCCGCACACAGUGUUUAGACAGAGCAGCAAAGAAGAAACGCAGACCUCCCGGAUCCUGCCGGGAAGAGGCCUGUUUAUUGCUGCAGGCCCCUAUCCGAGGGGCCCAUCCCCACUUGUGUCCAGACCCCAGACUGAGCUCUGCCCUCUGCCCCAGCAGACAGUGUGGGCCCGAGGCCGCGCGCUGGGUGUUGGCGUCCUCCCUGGGGGGUGGGUGCGAGGCCGGCAGUUUUCCUCUCCCUUCCUUUAACACCUGAGCCCCACCACCCACGUGGGAGACCUGGACGGAGAGGCCGUGGGCCCAGGGUCCCCAGAGUACAGAAGUCCUCUUGCCCUGUGUACUUGGGCUCUGCGGCCAGGAAGUGUCAGGUCUCACCUGCAGGUCCAGCCGCUUCCCUCCUGCUUCCAGCCUGAAGGUUGUGGGUAGCUGGGCCCCUCCCCUCAUCCUAAAGCCGCGCUUGACAGAGGUGGGAACCAGGGCACCGUGCCUUGGGCUUCCAUGCCGCAAACCUGCCUCUCACAGCCUGAACCCACUUCCCUCCCUGCAGAGCAGAAGUGUCGGUCUCCAGCACUGCUCCUAGGCUCCCUAUGUGCCUUUCUCAUCGCAGGGUUUGUUGGGGUUUUUUUCUUUGUUUUAAUUAUGUAUUUGAAAGGCAGAGGGAGAGAGGGGGAGAUCUCAAUGGUCAUGAUGACUGGGGCUGGACCAGGCUGGAUCCAGGACCCUGGAACUCCAUCUGGGUCUCCCACGCAGGUGCAGGGGCCCAUUCCACUCUUUCCCAGGUGUAUUAGCAGGGAGCUGGAGCAGACGUGAAGCAGCCAGGGCACUGCCACAUGGGAUGCUGGCCUCACAGACAGCAGCUUAACCUGCUGCACCACCACACCGGCUCCUUUGUGGAGAUUUUUGGAUUUUUUUGAGGUUUUGUGUUUGUUUUAAUGUUGAAAGGGCAAGAGACAGAAGUCUUCCAUCCAUUGGUUCACUCUCCAAAUGCCUGCAAUAACCAGGGCUGGGCCGGGCCAAAGUUAGGACCCUGGAGCUGCCUUUGGGCCUCCCAAACCCAAGCACUUGUGGCAUAGUCUGCCGCCUCCCGGGUGCAUUAACAGGAAGCUGGGUUGGAAGGGGAGUAGCUGGGACUUGAACCCAGGCCCUCUGAUAUGGGGUGCAGACGUCUCAAGCAGCAGCUUAGCCCACUGUGCCAGAAGUCCUCAGAGGCGUUCUGAAGUGCAGGGCACAGGUGCAGACAAGAGCGGAAAUGCUAAUGUUAAUAGCUCACCGAGUGUUUGUGGGCCACAUUCUGAUCACACAUCUCGUUAAAUCUCACAAUAGUUGAAUACAGUUGUGAGCCCCAUUUUAUAGAUCAGGAAACAGACAAGAAAACUAGUCAUUUGCCCAAGUCACAUGGUUUAAAAAACAGGAUCCCAGCUAACUGAUGGCAGUGCUGGCUCGUGGGCCCUAACCGCCAUGGACGAGGCACUUGCUGACCAAGUGCCAAGCACCAGGUGUGUGCUGUUCUGUAUGCGAGCCAAGGUGCUUCCCACAGCCAUCCUGAGAGAUGGUCUGACACCCAUUUUACAGGGCCAGGUGGCGGGAAGACUGAGGCCCAGCAGUGGAUUGCUUAAAGCCACAUCCCCAGAGCCAUUUGUACCUCACAGCCCAGAACUUGACCUCAGAAAGUAGUUGAGAAAAGUGUGGAGGGACCUCCAAUUUGGGGAAGUAAGGCUUGCCCCAUAGGCUUUCCCCCACCACGGGGUGAGAUGAAGGGCGGAUGCUAAGGCCCCAACACACCCCCUGCCCUCCACUGCCGCCAUCACUGACCAGCAUCCAGGGUGCCACACACUCCCCUCAGCAGGUGGCAGGAGCACAGAGCUGAUGUGCUGUCAGCGGGCCACUCCAGGGGCUUAAGGCUCAUAAAUGUAAAUAUAUUAGCUAAGGCUGGAAACAGGAGGAGCAGACCAGAUCAUUAUGCAUGAACUAACGCCUGUCUCACUAAAGCUGGGCAACAGCAGGCGACAGGGCUCCAAGCUGGGGCAACCCACCGUACAGGGACCACCACCUGGUUGGCACCAUGUGACCAGUGCUGGGGAAGGGGGGGCCCAGCACAAGGAGGGGCCACUGGGGCGAGGGAAGAGGCCUCCCAGUUGCAGCAACUCGGGAUGUGCGAGGUCCCACCCCCCCAGGGGCGGAGCCAGGGCUAAGCCCCACCAGCCUUAGCUCCUCCGCCCCUCUGGGAGCCGAGGCAGGCUGGCCUGGCCCCUGCCGUCCCCACAGAGCAGAGGCACCACACGCUGGCCAGCCAGGACACCAGACAUGGUCUGAAGCCCUGCAGGGCCAGAUGCAGUGACUCCCUGACACUGCGAGGAAGGCCCAGGCUGAGCGCGCACCACCUGUCCCCGACAGCCAUGCACGCCAGCCGCUGCUCCAGGCCUCUGCCAUCCCAAGGCCUGAGAUGACACCCAACAGCACCGGGGAGGUGCCUGGCCCCAUCCCCAGGGGCGCCCUGGAGCUGUCACUGGCCCUGGCGAGCCUCAUCAUCGCAGCCAACCUGCUCCUGGCGCUGGGCAUCGCCUGCGACCGCCGCCUUCGCAGCCCACCGGCCGGCUGCUUCUUCCUGAGCCUGUUGCUGGCCGGGCUGCUUACGGGGCUGGCACUGCCCACUCUGCCAGGGCUCUGGAGCCAGAGCCACCGGGGCUAUUGGUCCUGCCUGCUCGUCUACUUGGCUCCCAACUUCUCCUUCCUCUCCCUGCUCGCCAACCUCCUGCUGGUGCACGGGGAGCGCUAUGUGGCGGUGCUGCGGCCACUCCAGCCUCCGGGGAGCAUCCGGCUGGCCCUGCUCCUCACCUGGACCGGCCCCCUGCUCUUUGCCAGCCUGCCGGCCCUGGGCUGGAACCACUGGGGCCCUGAGGCCAACUGCAGCUCCCAGACCGUCUUCCCAGCGCCCUACCUCUACCUCGAAGUCUACGGGCUCCUGCUGCCGGCCGUGGGGGCCGCGGCCCUUCUCUCGGCUCACGUGCUGCUGGCCGCCCACCGCCAGCUGCAGGACAUCCGCCGGCUGGAGCGGGCCGUGUGCCGCGACGCGCCCUCCGCCCUGGCCCGGGCCCUUACCUGGAGGCAGGCGCGGGCGCAGGCUGGAGCCACGCUGCUCUUUGGGCUGUGCUGGGGGCCCUAUGUGGCCACGCUGUUCCUGUCGGUCCUGGCCUAUGAGCAGCGCCCACCUCUAGGGCCCGGAACUCUGCUGUCUCUCCUCUCCCUGGGCAGUGCCAGCGCGGCGGCCGUGCCCGUGGCCAUGGGGCUGGGUGAUCACCGCUACACAGCGCCCUGGAGGGCGGCCGCCCGGAGGUGGCUGCGGGGGCUGCGGGGAAGAGGCUCCCAGGCUAGCCCUGGCCCCAGCACUGCCUACCACACCAGCAGCCAAAGCAGCGUGGACGUGGACUUGAACUGAGGGGCCUCUGCCGCCUCCCACCAGAAGCACCAGCUUGGCCACCAAGCCCCUCGCUGCUAGUGCCCACUUCUCCGACGCCACCCGCCGGCUCUGCUGGCCAUGACCUCAUUCCCUGUGGCAGGGAGGGAGGGGCACGUGGCCGAG
This is a messenger RNA of Oryctolagus cuniculus (rabbit), 6119 nucleotides long. RefSeq names its product G protein-coupled bile acid receptor 1 (gene GPBAR1). Lineage: Eukaryota; Metazoa; Chordata; Mammalia; Lagomorpha; Leporidae. Gene Ontology annotation, molecular function: G protein-coupled bile acid receptor activity. Gene Ontology annotation, biological process: G protein-coupled receptor signaling pathway. Gene Ontology annotation, cellular component: plasma membrane. The record is from RefSeq and is a predicted model, not a curated record.